UCUAACACACUCUUCCCCUUUAUCCAUGCACCUUUUCCCACACGGAAGUCCCUCUGGCUGUCUAACUUGAAUCCAACCCGCUGUAGCUUCUCCUUAGCACCACUCAGUCCGUGCAGCUGCAUUUUCCGUGGGCGGUUUUGGUGGGCUGACCCAAUCCCCAAAGCAGCCCUCCCUCCUCGGGAUGGUAGAACUUUGAUUCGCUCUGUCUGGAUACCCACGCGCGUGACUUUACGUGUACCCAAAGGUGGGCUGUGAGUGCCAAGCUGAGCCUCGUUUUGCAGAGAGGAAGGAGAGCGAGACAAAGCGGAGUGGGAAGUCCAAGAACCUGGGGUUCGGAGGAGAGGAGCUGCUUAGAACCCGGGAAGCCAAUGGUGGAGAAACCCGGCCAAGUAGAAAAAGACUGAGGACCAAGGAUCGAACGGAGGGAGAGGAUUGGACGCUGGGAUUCGAGGGGGCGGGGAUAGAACGCAGAGGGCUGGAAGGGGGCGGGGAUAAAACCAGAGACUCGAAUACCCGGCAAGGCACACGCGAGGCAGAAAUCUGGGUACCUGGAUGUCGGAUAAUUGGGGGCGACCAGGAGCUCCGGAGGCCCGACGACCAAGUCGUGGACUCGUCGCACUGGGAUUGGACAUAUGCAAGUGGGAGACUUGGGUCUGGCGUUCUAAAUCGAGGGUGGGGGGUGUGCUCGGGCUUGGUCUCCAGGAUCGGAUCGGCGGACCUCUGACUCAGCGUGACCCCGCAACUCAACCCUGGACCGGUUUCCCGACCCCAACCCUGAAUCUUGAAGGUCCUUCAUGGGGAGGGGCGCACUGCCUUGCACCUCGUUCUCAGCAGAACCGCAAAAGGGAUUAACGCGAGUUGUCCCUCCUGCCUCUCUAUGCGUUCACAGAGGUCCCCAGUUGAUGUCCCUCCAACACCGGAGGUGUCUGGCCGAGUCCUUCAAGACCCCUCAGGUGGUUAGGGAAGGGGCUCUAGCGUGACAUGGCUGAAGCGCACCAGGCCGUGGGCUUCCGACCCUCGCUGACCUCGGACGGGGCCGAAGUGGAGCUCAGUGCCCCCGUGUUGCAGGAGAUCUACCUCUCCGGACUGCGCUCCUGGAAAAGGCACCUCUCCCGUUUCUGGAAUGACUUUCUCACUGGUGUGUUCCCUGCCAGCCCCCUCAGCUGGCUCUUCCUCUUCAGUGCAAUCCAGCUCGCCUGGUUCCUCCAGUUGGAUCCUUCUCUAGGACUGAUGGAAAAGAUCAAAGAGUUGCUGCCAGACUGGGGUGGACAGCACCACAGGCUUCGGGGAGUCCUGGCAGCGGCACUGUUUGCUUCGUGUCUGUGGGGAGCCCUCAUCUUCACGCUUCACGUGGCCCUGAGGCUGCUUCUGUCCUACCAUGGCUGGCUCCUUGAACCCCACGGAGCCAUGUCCUCACCCACCAAGACCUGGCUGGCCCUGGUCCGCAUCUUCUCCGGCCGCAAAACAAUGCUCUUCAGUUACCAGCGCUCCCUGCCACGCCAGCCGGUGCCCUCGGUGCAGGACACGGUGCGCAAGUACCUGGAAUCCGUCCGGCCCAUCCUUUCCGACGAGGACUUCGACUGGACGUCAGCCCUCGCGCAGGAAUUCUUGAGGCUGCAGGCGUCGCUGCUGCAGUGGUACCUGCAGCUCAAGUCCUGGUGGGCGUCCAAUUACGUCAGUGACUGGUGGGAAGAAUUUGUGUACCUGCGCUCUCGGCGCUCGCUGAUGGUGAACAGCAACUAUUACAUGAUGGACUUCCUGUACGUCACUCCCACACCAGUGCAGGCCGCUCGUGCUGGGAACGCAGUCCAUGCCCUCCUCCUGUACCGCCACCGCCUGAACCGCCAGGAAAUCCUGCCUACUUUGCUGAUGGGAAUGCGGCCCCUGUGCUCUGCCCAGUAUGAGAAGAUCUUCAAUACCACGCGCAUUCCCGGCGUCCAAAAAGACCACAUCCGCCACCUCCGGGACAGCCGACACGUAGCUGUCUUCCACAGAGGCCGAUUCUUUCGUGUGGGGACCCACUCCCAAAGCGGCCUGCUCUCCCCCCGGGCCCUGGAGCAACAGUUCCAGCGAAUCCUGGAUGACCCCUCCCCCACCUGCCCCCAGGAGGAGCAUUUGGCUGCCCUGACCGCCGCCCCCAGGGAUGUGUGGGCCCAGGUGCGGAGUUCCCUGAAGAUCCAGGCCAAGGAUGCCUUGGAGGCCGUGGAAGGAGCUGCCUUCUUUGUAUCACUGGACUCGGAGCCUGCAGGGCUCACCAGGGAGGACCCCGCAGCUUCACUGGACGCCUAUGCCCGUGCCCUACUGGCUGGCAGGGGCCAUGACCGCUGGUUUGACAAAUCCUUCAAUCUAAUUGUCUUCUCCAACGGGAAGCUGGGCCUCAGUGUGGAACACUCGUGGGCCGACUGCCCCAUCUCAGGACACAUGUGGGAGUUCACUCUGGCCACAGAAUGUUUUCAGCUGGGCUACUCAGCAGAUGGCCACUGCAAGGGGCAUCCUGAGCCCUCGCUGCCCCAGCCCCAGCGGCUGCACUGGGACCUUCCAGAAAAGAUACGUCUGUCCAUCUCUCUAGCCCUGAGGGGAGCCAAGACCUUGUCUGGAAACAUUGACUGCCACGUCUUCCCCUUCUCCCACUUCGGCAAGAGCUUCAUCAAACGCUGUCAUCUCUCUUCAGAUAGCUUCAUCCAGGUGGCCUUGCAGCUGGCCCACUUCCGGGACAGGGGUGAAUUCUGCCUGACUUAUGAGUCGACCAUGACUCGCUUGUUCCUGGAAGGCCGGACAGAGACAGUGCGGUCUUGCACUAGGGAGGCCUGCAACUUUGUGAGAGCCAUGGAGGACAAAGAGAAAACAGUGGGUGAACCCCAGCGCCGCGCUCUGUUCCGCCUGGCGGUGGAAAAGCACCAGGCUCUGCUGAAGGCGGCGAUGAGCGGACAGGGAGUUGACCGGCACCUCUUUGCGCUCUACAUCGUGUCCCAAUUUCUUCACUUGCGGUCGCCCUUUCUGGACCAGGUUUACUCGGAGCAGUGGCAGCUGGCCACCAGCCAGAUUCCUGUUCAGCAAAUCCACCUGUUUGACGUCCACAAUUACCCCGACUAUGUUUCUUCUGGUGGUGGAUUUGGGCCUGCGGAUGACCAUGGUUAUGGUGUUUCGUACAUCUUCAUGGGGGAUGACACCAUCACCUUUCACAUCUCCAGCAAAAAAUCUAGCACAAAAACGGACUCCCACCGACUGGGGCAGCACAUUGAGGAUGCACUGUUGGAUGUGGCCUCCCUCUUCCAGGAGGGGCAGCGUCCUAAGCCCAGGUGCAGAGGGUUACAGGAGGAGGACUCGGGGCACAGGGGUGGCUCUCUCCCCUGCCAUAGGAGGGGCUCCGGGGCACCCAUGAAAUCCACCAACUUUUGACCCCUUCCUGAAGGGAGCUGGUCUCCCCAAGAGCUAAGGAGAGGGUCUCUACAACUGGGCCGGUGCAGGACAGAGGUGGCCUGUUUGGGUUUGGAAAAUCCCACAUCUGGUCCAAUAAAGAUGCGUAAGCCGGGUGUGUGGUGUUCGCCAUGCUGUUGGGCUGGGCAAGGGUGGGGGAGGUGAGGAUUAGGGUGGAGGAGGAGAAAAGGUCCCCCCCAUCCCCAGGGCCAACCAUGAAUUCUCAGUUCCAAUCAGUUUCAGCUGCCACUCCCAAUCCUGCCCAUUCUAUUACGUUCCCAGCUCCAGUCACACCAAACCCAACCAUCCAAGGCCAACCCCAGUCAAACAACCCCCCAAAGUCUCAUCAGUCCAGUUCCUGCAGCCCCAGCGCCACUGCCCACCCCAAACAUAAAGAUCGACGCUAUUCCACCCACCCUAGUUGACACCCCUCCAAAGAACCCCUUAAGAUUCUUAUUCCUCAACCCCACACCCAGCCAUUUCAACCUCUAGCUCGAUGAGGGAUUCAGCUCCCAUAACCAGGAAAUGCACUACCUAAUGUUUGCCCCUGUGAUGAUUCCAACAACCAACGACUCCAAAACACCAUACCCCAUGACACCUGACAGCUCAGCCACACUUUGAAGCAUAUGACCAACAUAAAAACGUCCAACCCCAAACUCCAUCACACCACCAAACCUCCCAUCCCAUCCCCACCAUAACCCAAACUUAAACUUAACCCAUAGUUAUGACUUUAAACACCGCACUCCUUGAUCACACCCCCACUCUACCCCCA
Molecule: messenger RNA, 4189 nt
Organism: Ailuropoda melanoleuca (giant panda)
Lineage: Eukaryota; Metazoa; Chordata; Mammalia; Carnivora; Ursidae
Gene: CPT1C
Product: carnitine palmitoyltransferase 1C
Exons: 20
Coding region: 982-3399 (805 amino acids)
Biological process (GO): fatty acid metabolic process; carnitine metabolic process
Cellular component (GO): mitochondrion
Molecular function (GO): carnitine O-palmitoyltransferase activity
Source: RefSeq, a predicted model, not a curated record